Messenger RNA from Talaromyces proteolyticus, 1371 nucleotides. Its product is annotated as putative MFS monocarboxylate transporter. The transcript has 4 exons. NCBI's taxonomy places the organism in Eukaryota, Fungi, Ascomycota, Eurotiomycetes, Eurotiales, Trichocomaceae. Gene Ontology annotation, cellular component: fungal-type vacuole membrane. Gene Ontology annotation, molecular function: transmembrane transporter activity. Gene Ontology annotation, biological process: transmembrane transport. The record is from RefSeq and is a predicted model, not a curated record. Bases 1 to 1371 code for a protein of 456 amino acids.
AUGUCGGACUCAACCUCUGAAGGGCGAAUCCCAUCAUUUGAAAUUGUGAAGGCUUCAGACGACAUCACAGAAACAGGUAUUCCCAAAGCUGAAGGACAAGUGGGCAAGGAAGAGACAGCCCAACCGGCACCAGCAGGGCCGCCUCCACCUCCGAAUGGGGGUAUCAAGGCCUGGCUACAAGUCCUCGGAGGAUUUCUAUUCGUUUUGAACACUUGGGGUCUUGCCAAUUCCUACGGUAUCUUUCAAACGUAUUAUUCGAGCACGCUGCUUGUGACGUCGAGUCAAUCUUCUCUGUCAUGGAUCGGUUCCAUUCAAGGAUUUCUACUCUUAUUCAUCGGAGUCUUCUGUGGCCGGGCCUUUGAUGGGGGUUACUUUUACCCGGUUGUGUCUCUGGGCAUUUUUCUCGAGGUUUUUGGCAUGAUGAUGACGUCCCUGGCAACCAAAUAUUAUCAAGUUUUUCUGGCUCAGGGACUCUGUGUCGGGUUAGGAUCUGGCUGUCUAUUUACACCAGCUAUUUCACUUGUCGGUACGUAUUUCUCGACAAGACGAGCACUGGCGACUGGAAUUGCUGCAAGUGGCAGUAGCGUAGGCGGUGUUAUUUUCCCUAUCGUCAUCCGUCGACUCAUUGUGACAGUUGGAUUCCCAUGGGCAGUGCGCACGAUGGCAUUUAUUAUGCUAGCAACACUAGGAAUUGGCAUCGCCUUACUUCGACCACGCUUACCACCACGCAAAUCCGGGCCAAUUAUUGAUUUGGCUGCAUUCAAGGAUCCGGCCUACACAACUUUCGUAAUCGGUUUAGCAUUAGGCUUUAUGGCCUUUUUCAUUCCAUUCUUCUAUGCCGAAAGUUAUGCGCUCAAUAUCGGCGCCGACACGAAUAUCUCUUUCUACGUGCUGAGUAUCAUGAACGGUGCAGGGAUGAUUGGACGGCUACUACCUAAUGCAAUGGCAGAUAAAGUCGGGAGCCUAAACGUGAUCGUUCCCUGCGCUUACUUGUCCGGCAUAAUCGUUCUCUCCUGGAUAUCCGUCCAACAUUUAGGAAAUUUAAUAGCCACUUCGGUGCUUUAUUCCUUCUUCUCGGGUGGACUAAUGGCCCUGCCACCAGCCGUCUUGGUUGCGCUGAGUCCAAAUUUGGCCCAGAUCGGCGUUCGCGUUGGUAUGGCUUUGACUGUUGGCUCUUUGGGGGUGUUAAUCGGAUCUCCUAUCGCCGGUGCCAUCCUGUCAAGUCAGAGCCAGAACAAUGAUCCUGAUGUUCAGGGCGCUUUGGAUUACACAGGGACACUGGCAUUUACUGGGGUCACCCUGUUAGUAUGUGGUGUGUUGAUGACGGGGACGAGAGUUAUCAAGAAGGGGUUCGGGUUGGAGACGGUUUGA